Molecule: messenger RNA, 1005 nt
Organism: Adineta ricciae
Lineage: Eukaryota; Metazoa; Rotifera; Eurotatoria; Adinetida; Adinetidae
Source: the annotation of a GenBank genome assembly
AUGGAUACAAGAGCUCACAAUUCUACAGUUCGUGUCAUGACGUACAAUAUUCGAAUGGAUACACCUGAAGAUGGAAGUAAUCAAUGGAGUAAUCGGAGAGAUCGUGUUUUUCGAUUGAUUCAACGUUACCACCCGGAUCUGUUCGGUGUACAAGAAGCCUUACCUCAUCAACUAAGCGAUUUACAAAGUGCAUUGCCAACAUAUGAAUGGUAUGGCGUAGGCCGAGACGAUGGAAUAAGUAAUGGAGAAUUCUCUGCCAUAUUUUAUCGUCGAGAUAUCUUCCAUUUACAACGGCAAGGAACAUUUUGGUUAUCUGAAACACCGGACACUCCCGGUAGCAAAGGAUGGGAUGCAGCUUUACCGCGUAUCUGUACUUGGGUGAUACUGCGAGAUCGACGAUCGGGCCAAUCAAUCGCUCACUUUAACACACAUUUGGAUCAUGUCGGCAAAACUGCUCGUCGAGAAGGUGCUCGCCUAAUUGCAUCACGCAUUCGGGAGUUGACUGGACUAGCAAUGCCAACAAUUUUAACAGGUGAUUUCAAUACAGAUCCACAAUCGGAUGCAUACCGUACAAUUGUUGCCGAAAGUUCUCUGCAAGAUGCCAAACAAAUCACAAAAACACCCCAUCGUGGACCUGAUGGUACAUGGUCAACAUUCAGUACGUGGCGGCGAAUUGGACAACGAUUAGAUUAUAUCUUUGUCUCACCACAACAUAUUCAAGUACUGAAUCAUCAACAUUCGACUUUUUCUGAACAGUUUCGAUAUCCAUCUGAUCAUUUGCCUGUGAUUGCAACUUUAGCUCUUCAAAGACCUACUCCAAAGAGAAGAAAACCAAAAAAACAAAUGAUGUUUACUGCCGUUCCUCAUUUACUUCUUCCUCCUACUUAUCAUCAUCAUCGUCACCAUUAUCAUCAUCCUCACUCGCAUUAUCCUCAUUCUUCUCAACGUUCUCAUUUUUAUUUUCCAUCACCAUCUCAUAUUUUUGCAUAUCGAAGUCGUUAUUAA